Messenger RNA from Ylistrum balloti, 3537 nucleotides. RefSeq names its product inner centromere protein A-like. The transcript is spliced from 22 exons. The coding region runs from base 1 to 3519 and encodes 1172 amino acids. The record is from RefSeq and is a predicted model, not a curated record. Lineage: Eukaryota; Metazoa; Mollusca; Bivalvia; Pectinida; Pectinidae.
AUGGAUUAUCAUGUUGGAGACCCUGUAAAGCCAUGGAUUAUCAUACUGGAGACCUGUAGAGCUGUGGAUGUAGAGCCGUGGAUUAUCAUGCUGGAGACCUGUAAAGCCAUGGAUUAUCAUGUUGGAGACCCUGUAGAGCUGUGGAUUAUCAUGCUGGAGACUCUGUCUGGUACAACAACACCCAGGUCCAUUUUGUCGGCACGGAAACUGACGGCUUCACUAAAAUCUCUCAACACUUACAGACAACCCUCUAUAGCUGAUGACAGCGAGUUAGACGAUGAUCAGAGUAUUAGUACACAUCCUACCAUCAGUGCCAAGGUCACACGAAGGUCACCACCACAAGAUGAUCAAGUCAUAUCUGGAUCAGCAUCACCUCAGAGGUCAAGAACACAUCGCUUAGGCCCUACCUCAAUCACAGGAAGUAUUGAGGAGGAGCCAAGCGAUUUAAGCCAAGGUUGGAGAGGUAGCUCUGUGGGGACCUUUCUCACAGGUGCAUCUGACGCACAAGAUGUCACGCUUCCAUCAGAUCUGGAACAGCAAGAGGACAGCUAUGUACCGAAGGAGCAAGAAGAUGGUUACUCACUGCUGGAACAAGGUGAAGGUCACUCAUUGAAGGAGGAAGGUGAUGGGCGUGAUAAAAAUGGUGUUGGGUUAGAACAUCUGUCUGAGGGAAGUGAUGGUUCUGAUAUAGAAAUGUUGUAUACCGCGGGUAAUGGUGGUGUGGAUGGUAGUGUAGAUAUUGUGGAUGGUGAUGGUAUUGUAUCCACCUCUGUUGUCUCCCCUUCCCCAAACAUCCGGCAUGGCAAAUCCACACAAUUUCAGCAGCAUGAAAAUUCCUCCCCCUCCCCUAAUCCUCAACAAUCUCUUUCAUGUGAUCUUCAAGUGGUGGUGGACAAAGCUUCUCCUCUAGAACCUCCUCAACUUUUGGAGGAUGACAAACUUUCCUCUUAUAUGGCAGAACCUGGUGUAGACAGGCUGUCAGUGGCUGAUGAUGGUGGUGAUGUGGAGUCCAGUAUCACUGGGGUCAGUGAGGACACCACAGAACCUGUUACCAUCAAAGUUGACAUUAAUCCACUUAUUACAGGCCCCAUACCAGAGGAGGACCAGGUCACCACACAAUUUUCUGGGUCAGAGGUCAAAUCCCAAAAAGAUAUGGAUGUUGAUUUAGGUAGAGAAAAUUCUCAUAUGGUUAAAAUACCAACUGGGACUGAAGCUCAAUUAAAUGUCUCUGGAGAAAAUGAUGCUAAAUCACUGGAUGGAUCGAGACAUUCUCCUACACCAAUCAGAGGUUCAAGUGGAGGUAAAGGCUCACCUAGAAUGGUCACCACACCAACCAAAGGAAGUAGUAGGCAUUCCUCAGCCAAAAGGGUAUCAUCUGGAAGGAAAUCUCCAAAAAGGGAAGCCACACCUGUUAAACAUUCGUCCAGACAGUCGUCAGCUAAAAAUAAAGCAGACAGACCACUGUCAUCAGAUGAAACCGAGGUCAAGGUUACUGAGACUUUGGUUGCUAUGGAAACUAAGACAGAAGAAGUAGAUUUAGAGGAUGUAGCCAGCAUAGCUUCCUCAGUCCUCAUAGAACAGGACAUUGUGUUGCCACCUCCAGAGGAGACAGGAGACAUAAACAAUGUUGGUGAGACAACAAGUGUGCCUGUGAAUGGUGUAACACAACCACUUCAACCCCAGUACACAGGUUCCUUGGCCAGUAAAGAAGGAUUUGUGAUUCCUGAUGGUGUACCCCCUGCCCCAGUAGCUACGCCCCGCUCAUCCCGACCUGUCUCUAGAACCAGUUCAAGGUCAACGUCUUACAAACUAGAACAACCACCUCUAGUAGAAGAACCCUCUAUAGUGUCACCAAAAACUGCUAGAUCACAGGAACAGAAGGUAGAACAAAGUGUGACACUGAACCAGGACAAAAAAGUAGAACCAAAUGUGGAGCACAAGGCACUUGACACUGCUGAGUUAGCUGUGGGGAAAAAGGAAGAGACUAAACCAAAACCUAAUGAAGGGACCAAGAAAGGGCAACAGCGCCGAGGUCACCUGCCACGAGGUAAAAAGGCUAAGAAAGAUGUGACAAAGGCAAUAGAUAUCUCCUCUGUACAGCCUGACGAAGAGGAAAAACCAAAGGAACAUGAGAUAACUGUGUACAAGACUGUCAAGAUUGAGGCUCCAAAGGAAGAGACUAUCAUCCCAGACUUUAUAACUGAGGAGGCAACUCGACGUGAGGAAGAUUCUAAGGAGGCACUUGAGCAACAGAUGGUGGAGAUGUCCCAGAUUGUGGACAACGCUAUGGCAGGGACCGUUUUGGAAGAGGAUCAGAGUGGACUCACAGAUCAAGAGUUAGAACUGGCACAAAAAAAAGUUCUGGAGAGAAUAGCAGAAGCCAAGGAAAAGAUGGAAAUGGUAGAAAAACCACAGCCACCCAAAGAGGAAAAACCUGUCAAAGCCACAACGGGAAAGAAAGGGGCAAAGAAAAGCACUGAGAAAAAAGUAGUGGACCCAGAAAAAGAAAAGCUGAAAGAAAUUAGAAGGCUUGAGAAAGAGAAACGGCUGGAAGAGGCUAAGGCAUUGCAAGCAAAGAUAGAUAAACAACAAGCACUGAGAAAAGCCAAGGAGAAAGAGGCUCGUGACAAAGGAAAGCUGAAUACUGAUAAUGUGGAACUUGAGCUUGAGAUGGAAAGACUGGAAAGGGAAGCUGAGGAGAUACAACAAGCUGAGGAUGAAGUGCGACAAGCACUCUCUGAAGCGAGGAAGAAACAGAGAGAAGAGCGAGAAAGUCGCAGGAAGGCUGAUCUGGAGCGGAAAAAACAGUUGGCAUUAGAACGGCGUGAAAAAGAGAAAAAAUUGAUGGAGGAUGCAAAAAACAAAGAGCUAGAGAUGUUAGAGAAGAUUGAAGAUGCCAAUGUAAGGAAACGUCAGCGAGAAGCAGAGGAACUCAAACAGGAGGAAGAAGAGAGACUGGCUCAGGAGCGACUAGAGGAGGAUAUGAAAGAGGCUGAGAGACUUGCAGAAGAGGAGGAAGAAAAACUACGUGAGCUAGAGAGACAGGCAGAGGAGGAAGCCAUGCAGCGACUAAUUGAUGAGAGAGAAGAGGCCACACGAAAGAAAAGACAAAUAGAGGAGCAGAAACGGUUAAUUGAGGAAGAAGAGGAAAGAAAAAGGCAAGUUAUUAUUGAGGAAGAAAAGCGAUUGGAAGCAGAAAGGUUAAAAAGAGCAGAGGAAGAGGAUAGGAAACUGCAAGAAGAGAGGAAAAGACUUGCAGAGGUAAGACAUUUUAGCACAAGGUGUAUGUCUUGCUCACCGUCUGUAAACUACAACACAAGGGAGAUGGCUUUGGCAAGACGGGAGCGAAAUCUUGAGGCUCGUUCCAACAUGACUCGACUCAAACAUGGCCAAGGGAUCACACAACCAUGGGUCUGGUCCUACUUCAUACAGUGGCCCUUGGAAACAUAUAACAUACCCAUAGGAGGGGAGCCUGAUGAUAAGAAGAAGAAACGCCCCAAGUCUAAGGCCAAGAGAUGAGGAGCUUUCUGAUUGACC